CCCACGCUGCUGACGUGUAGGUAGGAGGUGUCUUCUUGUCUUCCAGAGGAUUCAGCAGCUAGCUGUCAGCUUGUCUCUUUGUUUAUUCUUUCGUUUCGCACUUUGCAAUGGAAUUAUCACCUUUAUACUACUGAGCUGAGGAAGUAAGAGCAGAAAAGAAGUCCGAGAUAUUGCACAGGUUUAGGUUGGUGCUCACGUUUUAUGAAGAGCUCUCCAUUACCAACUUCACCAAUAUGGGGAGACGGAAGGUGCCAGAUUUGUACAGAGCCCCAUUCCCCCUCUACACCGUCAAGGUGGACCCCAAGUCGGGCCUGGUGAUCACUGCAGGUGGAGGUGGGGCAUCAAAAACUGGGAUUAAAAAUGCAGUGCAUUUUCUUGGCCUGGAGUUGGUGGGAGAGCACCAGUACAGUGCCACUCUGCUGCAUGCUCAUGACACGGAAACCCGCGCAACAAUGAACCUGGCGAUCGCCGAUGGAGUUAUCGCCGCAGGGCAGGACGGCAAUUGUAGCAUGAUGCGAUUUAAACAACGCCAGUCAAAUGAGGGACGAAAAGCGUCUUCCAGCGAAGCGGCCUCUGGCGGGCAGCAGGGGAAGGCCCGGCGACGAACGGGGAAAGGCGACCAGGCGGCUAAAGACGGAGCAGAAGAGGCAGGGGGCAUAGGCGCCUCCGACACUACGGACGAGACCACGCAGGUAUCCGUGGAAACCGUCGGGGAAGUGCAGUCGGACCUCAACCCUGUGGACCCGCUGCAGAAGGUGGUGAGGUUCAGCUCGGACCUGAGCCUGCUCAUGACGGGCGGCACUGACGGCCACAUCCGGGUUUGGGAGUACCCCUCCUUGAAGAAGAAGUUUGACUUCAAAGCACAUGAAGGAGAAAUUGAAGACUUGGACUUGAGUCCCGGGAAUGAGCACCUCGUCAGUGUGGGCAGGGACUUUGUGUGCAGCGUGUGGAGCGGAAAUCAGCUGGCCAUGGGUCUCCGGUGGCAAGACACCAUGCCUCAGGUGGCCGACAAGGCGUAUCGCUACAUGGCUUGCAGGUUUGGCAGGGUAGAGGACCAACCCACUGCCCUACGGCUGUAUACGGUUCAGAUCCCCCACAAACGAGACCGGAAGCCUCCCCCUUGCUAUCUCACAAAGUGGGACGGCAAGAGCUUCCUGCCCAUGCUGACGGCAGUCUGUGGCACUGAGGUCAUCUCCAGCAUGGCUGUCAGUGACUCUGGAACCUUCAUCGGCCUGGGAACUGUGACGGGAUCUGUAGCGAUCUACAUUGCGUUCUCCCUACGGAAGCUGUACUACGUAGAGGAGUCCCACGGCAUCGUGGUGACGGAUGUAGCAUUCCUGCCCAACUCGUUGAAGGGGAACGCCCUCAAAGGCAGCAACCACGAAGCGGCCAUGUUGAGCGUAGCCGUCGACAGCAGGUGUCAGCUGCACACCGUUCGCAACAGAAGAUCCUUCCCCAUAUGGCUGGUGCUGGGCUUCUGUGCCGUGAUGGUGGUGGCGGCGAUUCUGCUGCUUCAGUCGCUCUUCCCUGGCUUCAUGUGAAUCCCUCUGAGCACUAGAGAGCGGGCAAGCCUCGGGGGCGGCAGGGGGGGGGGGGGGGGGGGCCGUCGUCGUAAAUCACUGAACCCUCCGCUGGGGCCGAACAGCCAUGGGAGAUUGGGCUGUGCAUCGUCCUCUCCCUGCCUCCCAGUGGGGUUGGGGCGGAGGGUGAACCAUAACCACCAGGGGACUCGUUUUUUAAUUUGACAUCUGCUGCACCCCCACCGCAAAACAUCUCAAAGCCUAACGAUGACUGUUCAAGUCGCUCUCAGAAGCCUGUGACGUCACCGCCUCCCACUGUUCCGUGGGUCUCAUCUCAUGACUUGUCCUCCUCCUCCUUUGUGAACGACUUGUACUCGUAUGGGUGAGAGGCUUGAUUCCAUUUUUAUUUUAUUUUUGGGGAUGGGUCGGGGCUCGUGGUGAGAGGGGGGGUCCAGCUUCCAGUCAUUUAUAAUUAAUGUGCAGAUUGGGGCUUUUUUAAAUAAGAUAUUUAAAGAAUAAUGUAAAGAUAUAUAAAUAUACUUGAAAAUAGAUUCAUGUCUUCGUGUCUUCUUUUUUCUUUCACAUGCACUUUGUGGAGUGCAGAAAUACCAUCCAUUGUCUACAUAUCAUGGAUCUUAAUUAACUAUUUCUCUAUUUCAAAUACAUCCACUAGUGGGCAGCAUAGACCCUUCAUUUGUUAGUUACUUGAAAAUGAUGAGAUCUCAAUGGCUUAGCAAUACAAAUGGCUUUGGCCCAUACAAAUAAUGAUGUAAUAGCUCAAAUAAAUGUGCUUGUGGGAGUGAUUAGGAUUACCAACGGUUGAAAGCCUCCAAAGUGUUAUGUACCUUUUGUACAAUUGCCAAUGUGAAAGAGAAAAGAAGGGCAUAAUGAAUCCUUUGUAAAUUGAACCUAAUAACAAGUUUGUUUGGAGACUAAAUGUGAGAGCGAGCUAAAUUGUUUAUAGAUGACACUUUGAAUAGUGUUUAGUGUUUCUGAUCCUCCUACCAUCCAUUUUCCAGUUCAAAACAAGCAGAUGCACUUUUGCACACCCCGCUCCCCCGACCACACAGAGCACUGGUGGCUCUCUUGAUGGAUUUAUUUCCAGUAGGUGGCACCAUAUGGCUGGUGAAACGUGGAGGCAUGCAAGGGAUGGAAGUUCCUGUUGAUUUAACCUACAUUGUGCUCAUCUCAAGCUUGGAGACAGGCCUUCAAAGUCACAGGGUAUAGUAUAUCUGUCCCAGAUCCCUGGCCUAGUCUAUUGAUCAGGGGUGUGAAAUGGUUGCCGUUUUUAUGAAUUAAUUGUAUCAAUUCAUUAAAAGCCCAAAUCAAA
This is a messenger RNA of Gadus morhua (Atlantic cod), 2850 nucleotides long. RefSeq names its product prolactin regulatory element binding (gene preb). The record is from RefSeq and is a predicted model, not a curated record. Gene Ontology annotation, cellular component: endoplasmic reticulum membrane. NCBI's taxonomy places the organism in Eukaryota, Metazoa, Chordata, Actinopteri, Gadiformes, Gadidae. Gene Ontology annotation, molecular function: protein binding; guanyl-nucleotide exchange factor activity. Gene Ontology annotation, biological process: endoplasmic reticulum to Golgi vesicle-mediated transport. The transcript has 10 exons. Bases 234 to 1541 code for a protein of 435 amino acids.